AUUGAAGAAAUGGCUGGAAUGGAUGUUCUCUGCAGUGAUAAAACCGGAACUCUAACCCUUAACAAGCUCUCUGUCGACAAGUCCUUGAUUGAAGUGUUCCCAACGAACAUGGAUACUGAUUCAGUUGUAUUGAUGGCUGCAAGAGCCUCCAGGAUUGAAAACCAAGAUGCCAUUGACGCUUCCAUCGUCGGAAUGUUGGGUGAUCCGAAAGAGGCGAGAGCAGGAAUCACAGAGGUGCAUUUCUUGCCCUUUAACCCUGUAGAUAAACGUACAGCCAUCACAUACAUCGAUGAAAGCGGAGACUGGCAUCGGAGCAGCAAAGGAGCUCCUGAGCAGAUCAUUGAACUCUGCAAUCUCCAAGGAGAGACUAAAAGAANAAUGGACAGAAAUAUCUUUGGUUCUAUCUAA
Camelina sativa (false flax) is the source of this 408-nucleotide messenger RNA. NCBI's taxonomy places the organism in Eukaryota, Viridiplantae, Streptophyta, Magnoliopsida, Brassicales, Brassicaceae. The record is from RefSeq and is a predicted model, not a curated record.